Messenger RNA from Oryza brachyantha (malo sina), 1789 nucleotides. Its product is annotated as F-box protein At5g07610-like. The transcript has a single exon. The record is from RefSeq and is a predicted model, not a curated record. Gene Ontology annotation, molecular function: protein binding. The coding region runs from base 418 to 1503 and encodes 361 amino acids. NCBI's taxonomy places the organism in Eukaryota, Viridiplantae, Streptophyta, Magnoliopsida, Poales, Poaceae.
CACGCAGCGAUCCUCGCGUCCCGCCAUCACACACCACCCACGCAACAAGAAAUCGAUCAAAACAGCGGUAGCCUGAUAGUUUAUCCCAAAUCCGCAGAUAUAUAUAUAUGUUCAGUGCGCAACGGCAAACACAUUCUUCUUUGGGUGAAGAUAUACUGAUGCUGUUCUUGUGCGCCACUCGAAAACUUUGCGUGGCGCCGUCAUCAGCGGCAUAUCUGUUGAUCUCCUAGGCGGAGAAGAAGGCCAAUCUUAGCCGAACGGCUUACUAUAUAUGCGUCGCUUGCGUUGCCAUUAAUCCUUUGGAUGCUGUUGCUGUUGCUGGGAAGUGAUAGCUUGAAUUGGUGAGGUGAGGUGAGGUGCGGUGUGCUCGAUCAGUAGGUGGCGCGUUGUGGUCGGCGAGCAGGAGGAGCAGAGGAGAUGGACGGCGAGAUUGGAGAGGACGUGCUCACGGAGAUUCUGGUGAGGCUGCCGUACAAGUCCUUGGCGAGGUUCCAGUGCGUGUCCACGUCGUGGCGGUGCCUCAUCUCCGACGACUACCUCCGGCGGAGGCUGCCGCUUAUUACCUCUGGAGUGCUCUACCAGGAAGACCGAGGCGGCGGCGGAGGCGGCGGGCGGGGGGACGACGAUGGGAGGAGGCAGGCGUACACGUACGCUUGCGCGUCGGCGGGUGGUGACGGCGGCGUCGCGGAGGCCGACAUGGGAUUCUUCCCCGGCCACGAGACGUCGACCAUCAUCGACGGGUGCAACGGCCUGCUGCUCUACUACGCGUCGCACCCGACGGCGUUCCACGUCGUGAACCCGACGACGCGGCGGUGGGCGAGGCUGCCGGCGCCGCGGAGGAAGACGCUGCUGUCCGUGCUGGCGUUCGACCCCUGCGCCUCGCCGCACUACAAGGUGGUGUGCUUCACCGGGUGGCUCCCCCGCGGCGCGUCCGUCGAGGUGUUCGGCUCCGAGGACGGAGCGUGGCGAGAGCACGAGCUCGACUUCGGGCUCAACACCGACGCCAUGUCGGCCACCAUGCACUACUUCGACGGCGCGAUCCACGUGCUGGCCUACUCGGGCCACGUCGUGCGCAUCGACCUCGGCACCAUGGCGUGCGCGGUGACCGCGCUCCCGGCUCCGGUGAGCUGCCGGGCGCGCGCCGGGCACUGCCGUGGCCGCCUCCGGUACGCGUCCAGCGAUGGCUCGCGUCUCAGGUUCUGGGAGCUCAAGAACGCAGCCACAUCCGAGUGGGUGCUGAAGCACGAGCUGGGGGUCAAGGACCUCGUCGCCGGCGAGGCGAGCGGCCCGUGCCAGGGCGUCACCUUCUUGUUCAUGGCGUUCCACCCGGACAAGGAGGUGGUGUACCUGUGGACGCCAUGGAAGCUCGUGGCGUUCGACAUGGAGAAGAGGCGCGUCGAGGAGGAGUGGGCGCUCGGGCCGGAGAAGGAGAAGGAAGGCGCGCAUCUGAUUCAGAUUUGGUUGUUUCCGUUCUCGCGCCAUCUGGCCAACAGUCUGGCUUGAUUGGUCUAUGUGGCAGAUAGGCUGGCCGGCAGCGCUGACAGUGACAUGUGGGCCCAAUACUUGUCUGCAACAAAGACAUUGGCUCCAAUUGUACAAGGUACAAUACCAUAAAAAAACAUAGCUAACAAAUUGAUAAAUAUAUGCCGUUCAUUUAUAUUCUAUAAAAUUCAUGUCCAAUUCCGAUUAAAUCCAUCUAGAAUCAUUCCCUGUUCGAAAAUGAAUCCUCAGUGAUUGUGGUCUGGUUACCGUGUCGCUUCCGCUGUUAUUAGCUUUCGGCUAACAAGAU